AUGACCAGGCCACGACUUACUUCCGCACCCCGUGGCUCCGCAUUAAAAGAAGCCAUUUCAGCCCAUCAGGCUCUGAGAAACGCAGUGGCACAAGAGCAAUCCGCUUUGGAUGAUGAACUCAAGAAAAAUGAGCAAAUUUUAGCCGAACAUGAACAACUCAUGCGAGACUGGAGUUGUGAUAAGGAAGGUGUUUUGGCAACUAUUCAGAAAAUGAAGGAAAAAAUCGCAGAAAAUGAGAGCAAAACGACGGAGGCCAGGGCAGAGGUAAAACAAAACGAAGAAAUAGUUAAACGGCUUCAUGCCCGUAAUGAGGAAUACGAACCACGACUUGAAGCCAGUGCUAUUGAAAUCGCAGAACGCCUUAAGAAACGUGAAGAAGAGGAGAAGGAAAUGAGGGAACAACUCUUAACGUUUCAAAUAGCUUGCCAGGAGCGUGAACAACAGUACCGGGAUCAGAUCCACAAAUUGGAGGAAACUAACGCACAGGAAGCCGUUGAUCAUCAACAGAAGGUUCAACAGCUGCGCUCCAAAAUUGCUGAAGUGGAAGCAACCAUGGAGGAGGAAAGAAGGGCUUGGGUAGUAGAGACGGAGAUGCGGAAACAACAGAGGUUGAUUGAAAGACAUAAGUUCUUCACUGAAGAAGCAGAAGAGGCACGAAAAGGGAAGGAAGCCUGCGCCGCCAUCAUGAAGGAAGCCAGUGCCCUCAGAAUGGAUUCCAACUUACUGACCUCUCUCGAUGAUUUAUUAUGCUGUUAA
This is a messenger RNA of Trypanosoma brucei brucei TREU927, 756 nucleotides long. RefSeq lists its product as hypothetical. The record is from RefSeq and is a predicted model, not a curated record. The transcript has a single exon. Bases 1 to 756 code for a protein of 251 amino acids. Lineage: Eukaryota; Euglenozoa; Kinetoplastea; Trypanosomatida; Trypanosomatidae.